UUGUCCUGAACUGUUUAUUCUGUAAAGUACAUUAGCUAGAACAUUCUCCAGUUAUUCAGCCUGUAGCGAUAGCUUUCCUACUUGAGGUUGUGGAGAACGUUGGCCUGUUGUCAGAUGCCAUUACUAAACGAUUCACAGAGCUUUACUCUGUCUAGUCCUCGUAGUGAGAUUUUUUAACCUUACAGUUAAUUCACAGACACUUCUCUUUUGCCUUUGUCCCGUUAACAGGCGAGUUUUUCCACAUGAAGACAUUUUAGUGCCAGUUCGUGAAGUUGAGAAAUUACACACUUCAGAAAAAAUGCCACAUUAGCUAUUUACAUUCCUCCAAUGAUUACACAAUGUCCUACGUAAUUGUCGAAUGUUGAUAAUUUACUAGUUUCUACCUGGUAGUAUCAAUCAGUUAUGUCUGUCCUGAUUGGAAGUAUCAGCAUAAAAUGAUCCUAAUCUAGGUUUACAUAGUAAAUUAGUAUUUUCAGACAGAUUUUGUUGUAACAGACAAAAAUCACAUCUUGAAAGAAUUCUUGGGUUGUGAGUUGAGCUUGGCAGGCGAUUUAAUGCCGUUGCAAGCAAAGACAGCAGCCGACAACAUAGUUCUGGCAGGGUCACAAGUUUACGUUUAAAAUCUCAUAGUGUGAGUGCUGUUGCGACACUCAGCUGAAAGCCAUGAAUAAGAGGGCAGCAGAGGAUUACGCGAAACAUCGAGGACAACAGCAAACACCUUGGUGACAAUGGAAACAUAAAUGAAACAUAUCCCAGAAAGUUCAGCUUCAUUCACCUUCAUCAUGGCGACCGUGGUGAUGGAGCAGAUUGGCCGUUUGUUUAUAAACGUGCAGCAACUGCGUCAGAUUCCCCAGCUGCUUGAGUCUGCUUUUCCCACACUGCCAUGCACAGUGAGCAUCGGCGAUGUGCCUCGCGUCUUCAGGGAGUCACACAUCCUCACAGGUUACCGCCCACCUGACCACAACUGGCGCUAUUAUUUCCUCUCUCUCUUCCAGCGGCAUAACGAGACGAUAAAUGUGUGGACACAUUUGCUAGCCUCGCUUGUCAUACUCGUCAAGUUUCAGGAAGUGUCAGAGACUGUGGACUUCCUGCGUGACUCACAUGCGCAGCCGCUCUUCAUCGGUCUCCUGACUGCGUUCACCUAUCUGACCUGCAGCUCUCUCGCCCACCUGCUCUCUGCCAAAUCCGAGCUCUCCAAUUACACUUUCUACUUCCUGGACUAUGUGGGCGUAGCCGUGUACCAGUAUGGCAGCGCCCUGGUGCAUUUCUACUACGUGAUAGAAGAAACAUGGCAUGCUUACAUUCGAGGCUUCUUCUUGCCCACUGCUGCUUUUAUGGCAUGGCUCUCGUGUGCUGGUUGCUGCUAUGGCAAGUAUGCCAGUCGCCGCCUGCCUAGGUUCGGCCACAAGUUCUGUCAGAUGGUGCCCUCAGCCCUGGCCUACUGCUUAGAUAUCAGCCCAGUGGUGCAUCGCAUUUACACGUGCUACAGUUCACAGCAGGGUUGCACCGACCCAGCUGUAACUUUCCACUUUUAUCAGGUCCUCUUCUUUCUGGUCAGUGCCUUCUUCUUCACUUACCCUCAUCCAGAGUGCUGGUUCCCUGGGCGCUGCGACUUUAUUGGCCAGGGCCACCAGAUCUUUCAUCUGUUUCUCGUGUUGUGCACGCUGAUGCAGAUUGAGGCUGUGCGCAUGGACUACACUGAGCGAAGGCCCUUAUACGAGCGCCUGCACGGUGACUUGGCUCAUGACGCUGCGGCUCUGUUCGUCUUCACAACGUGCUGCAGUGCCCUCACCGCCUUCUAUGUGCGGAAGCAAGUGAAAGCCUACCUUGAAGAAAAACAAGAAUAACCUGCCACCAUUAAAAAGCAGGAGUGAGGAGACUUGGGAAGGCGAGAAUUGAGUGGGAGACCUUGAGCAAAUGAUCAAACUGGUAUACUAAGUACAUUGACAGUUAGGGACCUGUUGUCAUUUAAUCCCAUUUUUGGAGGUGGGGAAGGGAAUUGGAGUGUGAGCCUUGUAUUUGUUUUUUGUACUACCAAAAUGUAUUUUUAGUCAGUGAUGUACUGUUCACAACAUUUAUAGUUUAAAACACACACGAAGACAGGAGACUAAAGGAAAUGAAAUGAGGAAUAAGAGAGAUUUUACUCUAUUCUAAAGGCUUGUGAAAGUCCAGUCGCAUGAAUGUGUGAUCUGUUUUGUGGGUGCAAAGGCACUGUGGACUGAAUUGCAAAAAUGUUGAUGGACAAAAAUUCUGACCCCACCUCAGUUGGCGUACUAUGCAUAUGUUAUUGUCAGUAAUGUGUUCAAAUUGUGAAACCUGAGCUGUAGUGAAACUAUUAAUACCCUGAUGAUGGACUAAAACCUCUAAAAAAUGUGUGGAAACAUUUUGCACCUAAUGGUCGAAUCACAACGCCAGGAGGAGGGGAAAGCAGAUGUAAUUGAGAACGCCAUUAGACACAAAUUUAAACAAAUAACUUUUUUGUUCCAAAAAUUUUUCCUUUUGCUGUUCUGUUGUAGGUCAAUGAUAUGAGGUAUUGGAUGGUAAAAGCAGCUGUUAUUGUUACAUAUUUUUUUGCUAGGAAGUUUGUGGGGGACGAUUGUGGCAGAGCGCAGGAUCAGCCAUUGAUAAGACACCUCUGAAGCAUGCAGAGAUAAAGCACUUGCUCAAUGGCCAGCAGUGGGAGUUUGCCAGCUUCGUCUAUAAGUUAAUGUUUGAUUUGAGACAGGUUACAUCCUUACAAAAACUAGGUACUACUUAGGUACAUAGUGUAUAGUAGAGAUGUGUGUGGGACAACUAAGAAUCUCAUCCUGCAGAAAUUAAUUAACUUGCAGAAAGUCCCAUCCUGCUCUCUCAGAAAGUUUGACUAAUUCCGCCUGCUCCUGUGGUUGGGUUUGCCUGUCUACUAUAUUUGCUAAUGCAGUUAGUUGGGUAUGUUUCCCAAAAUAUACAUAAAAUAGUAAUUGAAACCACUGUACACUUGUCCGGAAAAAGUAGUUAGAGAACACGAAUGACUGAACAUGGUGAAUGCAUGGCCGCUCCCAUGACUUUUUUGUCAGGUCUCACAGGAUCCCAGGCCUGACCAACACUUUUAUUGUAUAGUAUGUAGAAAAUAUUGCAUAGUACACCAUUCUAGACACAGCUGCAAUCUCAAAAAAGCCAAUCAAAUUUGCACACCAUCCAUGUUCUUCUUUUAAAACAUUCUCAGUGUGAUGCUUCUGAUCACGUUUGUAAAGCAUCAAGUAGCAGCAUGAGAAAUGAGAUCUGAAAUGAGUUUGACUCAAAGAAGCUCACUUUCUUGGUGCUUUCAAGGGCAUUUAGGGCAUGGCUGCUAGAAGGGACAUUUUAAAUCGGUUUUUACAUCCUUAAAUUGGCAGAAAAUACUGAUACCAGUUCUGCUUUAGUGUAUCAUAUUUAUGUAAGCCACAAAACAGCUUGAAGCUGACUGUUGACUUGCCUUCAUUCACCAAUUGUUGCUUAUAAGCUCCUGAAACCUGAAAAUGUUCCAUAAUUGUGUGAAGGCAAUCACUGAGUGUCAUGUGUGCCUCUAAAUACUGCCACUUGAUGUUGCCCUGGCUGAUUGAAAUCAAUAUGCCUGUUCUUUUCAGAAGAUGUGCCAAUAUGCUUUAUAUUCGUGCUUACGGCUGAUAUAUUUCUAUUUUGCACUGCAGUAAAACAGGAUAGUUUUCAUAUUUUACGUUUUUAUUUUUGAGAAUGAAAAGGCCGAAAAAAUUGAAGAGAUAAACAUUAUAUAAAGUUGAAAGUCCAUCCAAUGUUGAUUGAACUGAUUCGGUACUGAUGAGACUUUAUGAUGUCAAUUAUUAACACUUGGUCACAGGGGCUUUAGAGAAACGGAUUGUUUGCCCUUGAUUUUGUAAUUAUGUGAUUAAUGCUUUUGUCAUCAAGAUGUUAUUUUGGAACCCAAAGGGCUUACAGUGUUGAAUUUUGCCUUUUAACACUUCAUGAUGUCAAUGCUGUUGUGCAUAUUGUUACCUGGGUGAAGUGUUUAGUGUUGUUUAGUGUGUGUUAAUGUGCCUGAAUACAGUAUGUGCAUGCAUCUAUGUGAGCCAGUGAACGUACAGGUGUAGUGAGUGUGUGCAGUUUCUAGUUAAUACACUGCUUAGCUGCAUGUAAAUGCAGUAUGAGGGUGCAUAAUGGUUACCAGUUUAUUAGAGAUCUACCUUAUACCUACACUCAUUGCCUUUAAAAAAAAAUCACACUAGCCUACACUACCAUAUACCAUUGAGUAUAUGGUAUAUCAUGUACCACUGAGGUCCAUCGGUUUUUCAGUCUGACUCUACUAUCACUGGAAAGGGACCACAACUGGACCACUAUACUUUCUUAGACUAGACUGAAUUUUAUUUGGAUAUUGGAUUAUUCUCAGCACAGCAGGAACACAGAUGCACAGAUGUUGGUGGCACUGAUAUGAGUGUAUCAGGUACCUUGAGGAAGGCCUUGAGUCAGUAAUCGCUCAUCUACACUUGCAAGUGCAUGUAACUUAUAAAAUGGCCAGUGAAUGUAGUUACAAGGUAGUUGCACUUAAUAAACCAGCAAAUAAGUGUUAGAAGGCAUUUUUCCUUAAUUAGAUUUAGUUUUGGUUUUAGUUUUAGUAAACAUUCUUUUACGUUUAACAUUCUGCAUAUGCCAUUAACUUGAAAGGGUUUUUAUUGUGAUGGAUAACAUGCUACCUGAUGUUGGCUUAGUUUCCCCAAAAGAUUUGUAGCACAAACAAGUGCAAGACGAAGCAUCACUUUGAACACUCCAUAGCAGAGAUGUGCAACUCUGCAGUGCUUUUGGGAAACAGAGUGUUUUUGUUAUAUGAAUUAUUUGUUGUGUAACGUAUCUGCACCAGCAGAGUACCAUAAGUAUGAUGUCACUGAUAGAUGGACUCAUGGACCGAUGAUGCCAUUGACUGUCUCAUGAAGUCUAAUGAAGUGACUGACUGUUGGACCAAUGAUGAUUUCUGUGGCAGGAAUAUGUGCCAUAAAAUGACUGCAGCCUUUUCCUUGUUAAUUGAAAUAAUUGGUUUACUGUACCAGGUUUAUUAGUUAUUGGGACUAAUUUGUACUACUUCUUGAAAAGUAUGUGUUAUUACAAAAACUGCACAGUUAAUGUAUUUUUUUUUCUAUAAAUGCAGCUUAUUUACCCUGUGUAUUUGAGAGAAGCUAUAUGUUUGAGGACUUUAAAAUUAAAUGCUAUAAGGAAGAUGUACAUGUUAAGGGGAAGCAAAAAGCUGGCACCGUGUCAGUGUAGGACGAUGAGGUCAUCACCAGGCACGAGCAGGCUUGAAUAGCCUGUCAGAAUUUAGCUUAAUGUUUUUAAUGGGAAAACCCCACUACAUACAGUAUGACUGACACAACUAAACUGUGAAAUUGAUUUUGCAUUUAAUCUGGCUCAAAAUAGAAUCUGAGCAGAUUUUAAAAUACUUCUGUAUUAAUACAUUUAACUAAUAAGUUAAAUACAAGUUGGGGUUUGUGUUAUGGUCACGACCAGAUAUACAUCAUAAGAAAGGUUUGCUAGGAAAGUGUUUAGUGUCUCAAUGAGGUUAGCACUGGCGUUCACUGUUAAACUCUCUGCUCUCACUUUGACUAACAGUCAUAUGUCAUACUGCAGAGACAUGAGGGGGAGUAAAAAUGUCUGGGGUCUAUUUAAAACAGAGCAACAACAACAACAACAACAUCAACAACAACAAAACCAACAAUGUAUAAAAUAACUCAUGUUGCAUUGUGGAAUUAAAAUAAAUAAACAAGUGUUGUCCUGUCA
Messenger RNA from Ictalurus furcatus (blue catfish), 5760 nucleotides. RefSeq names its product progestin and adipoQ receptor family member VII, b (gene paqr7b). Gene Ontology annotation, molecular function: nuclear steroid receptor activity; steroid binding. The transcript has 2 exons. The record is from RefSeq and is a predicted model, not a curated record. NCBI's taxonomy places the organism in Eukaryota, Metazoa, Chordata, Actinopteri, Siluriformes, Ictaluridae. Gene Ontology annotation, biological process: response to steroid hormone. The coding region runs from base 741 to 1847 and encodes 368 amino acids. Gene Ontology annotation, cellular component: plasma membrane.